CUCUUUGCUGACAGGGAAAAACAGAAGGGAGACAAAGUCUAAACUGGGGAGACCAGUGGCCCCUCCACCCACCCUCUGUUGGAACUACAAUUCCCAGAAGCCUUUUCGCUAGGGUCAUUGAUCCCUGCUCUCAGGGAGGGAAGCUAUUUGUUGCCUGGCAACAGAAACUCCUUUAGGGUAGGACAAGCUGGCGGUAUAACUACUUGAGUGAACCUCUGCCAGACUUUGCGGGAGAGGGGCUGCUAACCCGAACCGGAGGAAAAGUGGGCUACGAUCCAGGCGGCGACUUAGACAUGUGUGAGGGUCCGUCCCACAUCUCGGGGCCCAUCCCUCCAGAUCCCACGCUGUGCCCCGACUACUACCGGCGGCCAGCCUCGGCCCAAGGGCGCCUUGAGGGAAAUGCGCUGAAGCUGGACGUGCUGACCUGGGACCAAGACCUGGAUGCCACGCUUCUGCGCGGCCCACGCAUCAGGCCUGGAGCCCGAGAGAUCCUGGAGCAUGGGCAGCGCGGCGCGGGGGACGUGCUGCUCCAACUAGAGGGCAUCUCUCUUGGUCCAGGGCCCUCUCCCAAGAAGAAGGACCCUAAAGACCACGAAAAAGAAAACCUGAGGCGUAUCAGGGAGAUCCAGAGGCGCUACAGAGAGCAGCACAGCCGGGAGCAGGGCCAACCCAGGCCACUGAAGGCACUGUGGCGCUCACCCAAGUAUGACAAGGUGGAGUCCCGAGUUAAGGCACAGCUGCAGGAGCCUGGCCCUUCCUCUGUGACAGAGCCUGCUCACUUCCUGCGGGCACACUCCCGCUGUGGCCCUGGGUUACCACCACCCCGAGUCCCCAGUCCCCAGCUUACCCCAUCAAGUCCUAAAGCCAAGGGGCCACGCCGAGGUGUGGACUUUAUUAGUCACAAUGCCCAAGCUGCCAAGAGGGCCCCGCGGCGCCAUUCUCGCUCACUGCAGAUCCUGGCCCAGGUACUGGAACGGCAACGGGAAGCCCAGGAGCACUACAACACCACACAGAAGGGCCACGUUCCCCAUUAUUUGCUGGAGCGCAAAGAUCUUUGGCAGCGGGAGGCUGAGGCCCAGCAACGAAACCAGCCAGACCCCACCAUGCCCCCAGGCCACACUCGCAUGCCUGAGGACCAGAGGCUGGAGACACUGAACAAUCUGCUGCAGACCCAGACCCAGCUGCUGCGUGAGCUGGUACUGCUGCCUGCUGGUGCAGAUUCGCUGAGAGCCCAGGGCCACCGUGCUGAGCUGGACCGGAAGCUGGUGCAGGUGGAAGAAGCCAUCAAGAUCUUUUCUCGACCCAAAGUGUUUGUGAAGAUGGAUGCCUGAGCCCCUUUAUAGGAGCAGGGCCAGGGAGGCCCAUGCUGAGGACUUCCACACAGCUGCCAAGGGCAGGGUCAGGCCACAUCAGAGAGAAGAGGGCUGAAAAUAGCUGCAGUUGGGGGCAUAGUACCCCAGAGCACUCUUCCCAAUCACCAAUGCCUACAGAACAAUCCC
Molecule: messenger RNA, 1499 nt
Organism: Octodon degus (degu)
Lineage: Eukaryota; Metazoa; Chordata; Mammalia; Rodentia; Octodontidae
Gene: Enkd1
Product: enkurin domain containing 1
Exons: 8
Coding region: 294-1331 (345 amino acids)
Cellular component (GO): cytoplasmic microtubule
Source: RefSeq, a predicted model, not a curated record